This is a messenger RNA of Rotaria socialis, 3510 nucleotides long. NCBI's taxonomy places the organism in Eukaryota, Metazoa, Rotifera, Eurotatoria, Philodinida, Philodinidae. The record is from the annotation of a GenBank genome assembly.
AUGAGUGAUUUUCUAGCAGCAAAUAAUCCGUGCGGUCAAAAUCUUUUACAACUUGUUGCAACAGGCAAUGCAAUUAUAGCUGAACUACUCCGUUUAGCUGAAUUUGUACCGCCAUUAUUUAAAGUUAUUAAUAUACGCGAUGCAGGAAAAUAUGCUGAUAUUAUAUUUGACUUUUCGUAUUUUUCAAAGCAAGAAUAUUACGAUGAACUAAUUAAUAAUCGAGCAGAUCUUCAAGAUCUUGAUGAUGAAUUUCGCGAAAAUAAUCUCACAUUACUAACACGAUUUUAUCAAGCAUUUGAAAGUGUACAUAAAUACGGAAUUGAAUUUAAUCGAUACAUUGAAGAUUUGUCUAGUGGUACUUAUUUACAACAAACAGUUGAGAGUGUUAUUGCUAACGAAGCAGGAAAACAAUUAAUGACUGAAGCUGUUUAUUUAUUUGGUGUAAUGUUAAUCAUUUUGGACUUAAAAUACGAUGGUGCUGCUCGAGAACGAAUGAUCGUAUCAUAUUUUCGUUACAGUGGUAAACGUAAUGCAUUGGAUAGUAAUAUUGAUGAAGUAGGAAAAUUAUUAGCACGAAAUGAUGGUUUUUCACUUCAACCGUAUAAACGUCCAAUUGGCUAUCCUGAAAAUUAUUUUAGACGUAUUGGUUUUCGUGAAGAUGUUAUUGGUAUGAUCAUAGGACGUUUACGUUCCGAUGAUAUAUACAAUCAAAAGAAAGCUUAUACUGAACUCGAGCAUCAAACAGCAGCAUAUGCAACACAAGCAGCUAUGCUUUAUGUUUUACUUUAUUUUUAUCCCGACGUCUUACACAAUAAACAAGCUAUCAUGCGUGAAAUUGUCGAUAAGCAUUUCGCUGAUAACUGGGUGAUCAAUUUAUAUAUGGGUAUGACAGUAAAUUUAAUUGAUGCAUGGGAACCGUAUAAAGCAGCAAAAGCAGCACUCAACAACACACUUGAUAUUCAAGCUGUUAAAAGUCGAAGUCAAAUGAUUCAUGAGAAAGUUAUUAAAUUAAAUAAACAAGUCGAACAAUAUUUAAUCGAAGGUGUUUUAGUUGAAGAAUAUGUUUUAAAAUCAAUUUCGGCAUUAUUAAAAUUCAUGAAAGAAUGUAAUAUAUGUUUACGAUGGAUUAUAUUACACACAAGUGAAUUACCUGUUGGUGCCGAUAAUAAUAAACGAUGCAAACAAAUGUUGCAAAUGGUUGUUACUGACUCACAGUAUAAUCCAGCAGAUGUAUUUAAACUAUUAUUGAAUACAGCGCAAUUUGAAUUCAAUCUUAAAGAGCUUGUUAGUUUAUUGUUAGCUGAAAAACAUGAACGAUGGACAGCAAAUAGAAAGGAAGCUGUUGAACGUCUUAUUGAAUUAGCUGAUGUUUUUUCGGGUGCAAUGCCAUUAACACGUGUAGAAAAAAAUGAUAAUCUUCAAACGUGGUUUCGUAAAAUGGCUAAAAGUAUUGAAUCGUUAGAUUUUCAAGAUUGGACAAGUGCCGGGCGUCAAACAAAUCAAAUAAUGACAGCUCUUGAUGAAGUACAACAAUUUCAUGAACUUGAUGCUAAUAUGCAAGUGAAACAAUUUCUCAAUGAUAAUAAACGUCUUUUGAGUACAAUGAUUUUAUUAAAUAAUGUUCAAGAAUCAACUAUUAGUAUUAUGGAUCUUGUUGCCGAUUUAUCUUAUGCAUGGAUUAUUAUUGAUAGUUUUACUGGCGUAAUGCAAGAAGGAAUAAAACGUAGUCCUUCGUUAGUAACAAAACUACGUGCAACAUUUUUAAAACUAUCAUCAGCACUUGAUCUUCCAUUAGUACGAAUCAAUCAAGUUGGUAGUAAUGAUCUUAUGACUGUAAGUCAUUAUUAUUCCGGUGAACUUGUUGCUUAUGUACGAAAAGUUUUACAAAUCAUUCCUGAAACGAUGUUUUCAAUGUUAGCUAGUAUUGUUCAUUUACAAACACAUACAUUACGCGAAUUACCAUUACGUGCUGAAAAAGAUAAAUUGAGAGAUUAUGCUCAACUCGAAGAACGUCAUCAAGUUGCAAAAUUAACACAUGAUAUUUCUAUUUUUACUGAAAGUAUGUUAUUGAUGAAAACGACAUUAGUUGGAAUAAUCAAACUUGAUCCAAAACGCGUACUUGAAGAUGGUAUUCGAAAAGAACUUGUUAAACAAGUGGCAACUGCUUUACAUAAUGGUCUUACAUUCAAUCCUCGUGCUAAAAGCAGUGAAUUAAUCCCAAAAUUAGAUGCUCUGGGUAAUCAAAUGGAUGGUUUUCGUCGUUCAUUUGAAUACGUACAAGAUUAUGUUGGAAUGUAUGGAUUAAAAAUUUGGCAAGAAGAAGUAUCAAGAAUUAUAAAUUAUAAUGUUGAACAAGAAUCAAAUAGUUUUCUUAAACAAAAAAUCUAUGAUUUUCAAUCCACAUUUCAAUCUCGUCAUAUUCCGAUUCCACAUAUUCUACCAUUGGGUGAUGGUUCGAUUAAUUUUAUGGGUCGUCUCGUUCGAGAAAUUCUUCGUGUGACAGAUCCACGUGCAACAUUCUAUGCUGAACAACGUAAUACAUGGUACGACAUACGAACAAAACAACCCGCUGUGGAUAUAUUACUUUUUAAAAAAUUGCAUCGCGCUGUUGGUUCAUUUGGCUUGAGUGGACUUGACCGUUUAUUGUCCUUUAUGAUCGUGAAAGAACUUCAGUUGCUUACAGGCAUCAUCCAAACAAUUUUUCAAAAUAAAGAAUCCAGUGAUAUGCUCGACUCGUUUAUGAGACAAUUAAGUCCGAUUGAUAGCAUUAUUGCUCAACCGAAUCGAGUCUAUGCAAAUUCCGUAGCAAAAGGAGCCAGCGCUUGGCCAACAUUGAGUACUCAUCUAAUGAAAGUUGGACAAAUGCAAUUGUUACGUCAACAAAUAGCUAACGAAUUAACUGCAUCAGCAAAAUAUGAUUCAAAAUAUCUUUUCUAUGCAUUAAAAGCUUUUAAUGAUUCACUCUUGCAAGAUAUUCAACAAGUUUAUACGAACAGUAGUACUCAACCAAAUGAAAGUACUGAUACAAUGAAUGAACUAUUAUACGAAUUAGGUCCUCUAUUAGAAUCCGUUGGGAUGAAUGACGUUCUUCAACGUGUUUAUAUAUCAGCACAAAAUCAUUUCUUACUAAUUCCAUUACUUGUUCUAUAUACAAUCAGUCAAGUUCCACGGAUGAUCACGCUUAAGUAUCUUAAAAAUCAAAUGCUAACAAGUGGCAAUUCAUCGAGUAGUGGCAAACGUGAAUUAGACUGUUCGGCAUUCGUUAUUGCAAUAUAUACAUUAACAAAACAAUAUCAUUCUGAUUUAAUUGAUGAUUAUUUAACAUGUCUUUGUCAAUUUAUAAAAUCGCAUAUUGAACAAGCAGGAAGUCAAAAAUUGGUUGAUUUUCCACCUGAAGCAAUAAAUAUGCUUGAUUUUCUAACAAUGUUUAUUCACUAUGGUGAUUUACCUAUUAAAGCACUCGAACAACGUCUACCUGCUUAUAUAUGUGAUGAAUUUCGUACGAUUUAA